Molecule: messenger RNA, 423 nt
Organism: Podospora anserina S mat+
Lineage: Eukaryota; Fungi; Ascomycota; Sordariomycetes; Sordariales; Podosporaceae
Exons: 2
Biological process (GO): protein polyubiquitination; proteasome-mediated ubiquitin-dependent protein catabolic process
Cellular component (GO): nucleus
Molecular function (GO): ubiquitin conjugating enzyme activity
Source: RefSeq, a predicted model, not a curated record
AUCAACAGCAACUCCCUCCCUCCGGGCAUUGAACUUGUGUCGGCCGAUAACUUUGAAGAGUGGUUCCUGGACAUCCGGGUACUCGACAACAAUCCUCUUUACCUGAACGAGAUCUACAGACUCAAGUUUCGUUUCAGCGCGCAGUAUCCCAUCGAACCUCCCGAGGUGACGUUUGUGAAGCUCGCCGACCGACCAAUCCCGAUCCAUCCCCACAUUUACUCCAAUGGAAUCAUCUGCCUUGAUCUCUUGGGACAGCAAGGAUGGAGUCCGGUGCAGAAUGUUGAGAGUGUGUGCAUGAGCCUCCAAAGUAUGUUGACGGGCAACAGCAGAAACGAACGGCCCGCGGGUGACGAGGAGUUUGUGCGUGCCAACAGACUGCGCCCCAAGGAUAUCGACUUCUAUUACGAUGAUAACAACGUCUGA